Molecule: messenger RNA, 1393 nt
Organism: Fundulus heteroclitus (mummichog)
Lineage: Eukaryota; Metazoa; Chordata; Actinopteri; Cyprinodontiformes; Fundulidae
Gene: qng1
Product: chromosome 12 C9orf64 homolog
Exons: 7
Coding region: 112-1131 (339 amino acids)
Source: RefSeq, a predicted model, not a curated record
GGUCAACAGCUGGAAACCCGGUAGUGGAGACCGACUUGACAGAUUUGCUGUCCGUGCAGGAGAGACGCGGCUCUUCGUAGAAACAAGCGGCAGCUGAACACAGCAGCUAUCAUGGAGAAGCCUCUCCUUCCCAGAGAGUCUGGCCAGUUCGUGGCACAGCAAAGUCGAGACGUGUUCAUCAAGGACGCUGGAGUGCAGAAGGCGGCAGAGAUGCUCUACAGUCUCAGACACAGUGACGUCCUGACAGCCAGUGGCUGGAAAAUGGCCAAUCCCCUGGCUCCAGCACCCACCUCGGAUCAGGCGUUAAACUGGGUGUUUGUCGUGGACACCAUGAACUUCUCCUUUUGGCCAGAGAAAGAAGCUGGCCAGUGUGAGGUGACCUAUAAAGGCACCACUUACACAGGCUUCAUGACCCUGUGUGCUGCCAUCACCAGAGCCAUGGAAGAAGGUGUACCCAUCACUGAUCCCAAGUAUUUCUCCCAGAUGAGUGUUGAGGAGUUGGCACAAGUCCUUCGAUCAGACAACGACAUAGUUAUGCCGAUGAUUCAGGAACGCCACCAGGUCCUGACCGAGAGCGGCCGUGUGCUGCUGGAACACGGAGGAAGUUUCCGCAGCUUUAUCAGCCAAGCCGGGAACGACGCUCGGAAGAUGGUGGAGCUGAUCGUGGAGAAGAUUCCGUCCUACAGGGACGAGGCCACAUAUGAGGGCAAAAGAAUCUCUUUCUACAAGCGAGCCCAGAUCCUGGUGGCAGAUUUCUGGGGGGUCAUGGAGGCCAGAGGAGAGGGGGACAUCGUCAACAUGGACUGGCUCACCAUGUUUGCAGACUACAGGGUUCCUCAGGCGCUUGUCUAUUUAGGAGUGUUGCAGUACUCCGACGCACUGAUGCAGGCCUUGAAGAACGGUGAGCUGCUGCCUUCAGGGGAUCCGAGAGAGGUCGAGAUACGAGGAUGUUCCAUUUGGUCCGUGGAGCUGAUCAAGGAACGUCUGCACAAGCUGAUGAAGGAGAGAGAUGGAGCGGUCUGCAGCAUCAACUCUGCUGUCAUUGACUUCUACCUUUGGCCUUACGCUAAGCAGCAUCACAAAGAGAUGGCCCACAUUCCCAUUCACCACACGCGCUGUAUUUACUACUGAUAAACAGACUGGGAGCAGUGCAUGCAGAGCGUUUGCUGCCUGUCUGCUUGGUGAAUCCAAGCACCGUAGCGGAAAAUCAAGACAGGCUUCUCUUUAGCGCUAAAAUACACUGCUUCCAUAAAACUGUUGAAUUAAAGUGUUUUCACGUGGACUGUGUUCCAUCAGUCCUCUUUUUGUAACCAAGCAAGUGAUUAUUGUGUGCCAAUACAUUGUGCAUGUUUUGUGAUUGCCAAUUACAGCGGCGUUGAGUUUGUGAACCUCA